Messenger RNA from Gallus gallus (chicken), 823 nucleotides. RefSeq lists its product as uncharacterized. The transcript has 5 exons. NCBI's taxonomy places the organism in Eukaryota, Metazoa, Chordata, Aves, Galliformes, Phasianidae. Bases 41 to 823 code for a protein of 260 amino acids. The record is from RefSeq and is a predicted model, not a curated record.
CCCCGUGCCCCGCACCCUGCCCGCCACCUGGGAGCCACCGAUGGAGCCCUUUCAAGACGCCGUGGUGCUCACGGAGGACCAGGGGCACCCAGCGCCCACCGACGUGUGCCCCCAUCCCGCCACGGCUCAGCUCGCCUGCAGCGCUGCGACGCUGGAAUCAGGCGCAGUGACAACGAGCGCAGACAUCCCGGAGGACAUCGCGGACAUCCAUGAUCUCCUGGCAUGGCUCAACGACGAAGUGACAUCCAAGACAGGCAUCCUGUACGACACCGCAGACAUUGAUGACCUGCUCACGUGGAUCAACAACGGUGAGUCUCUCUCUGAGGGGCAGCAGAGCUGGUGGGGGGGUGUCUGCACUGAGUGGGCGUGGGAAAGCCGGCAUUGCCCCGCUGGGGAUUUUCUGCCUUUUCCAGAAGAGGCACCCAGCACCGACAGACUUGACAACGACGUGGAAAUUGACAAUUUGCUCACCUGGAUUGACGAAGCGGCGAGUGCUCUGGAGGUCCCCCAGCACAACCAGGACCUGCCCGGUGUCACAAGAGAGGGGACCAAAGACACUGCGAACAGCUGCCAAAUGGAAGAGCUGAUGCAGUGCAUCACUGCCACGGAGCCACUGAGCCCAGAUGUCUCCAGCAGCCUCGACUCCUCUUCUUCCAGCACAGAGCACUCUGACUCCUCCAGGGCCAGCAGGGAGCUGAGCAAAGAGACACAACCUGAACCAGGGCUCCUCAGCAACUCGCUCUGGUGGCAGCCAGCAUCCCCUGAGCUGCCCGUUGACACAUUUGUCACCGACAGACUCCCCGUGGGUCCUGAGGUGGGCUGA